Molecule: messenger RNA, 1040 nt
Organism: Sorghum bicolor (sorghum)
Lineage: Eukaryota; Viridiplantae; Streptophyta; Magnoliopsida; Poales; Poaceae
Product: transcription factor MYB4
Exons: 3
Coding region: 1-792 (263 amino acids)
Source: RefSeq, a predicted model, not a curated record
AUGAGGAUGAUCAAGAAGGGCAAGUGGUCAAAGGAGGAGGAUGACUUGAUCAUCAACCACAUUCAGAGGCACGGCAGCAUCGUGUGGCUCUGUGCAGGGCUGAGGCGGUGCGGGCGGAGCUGCCGUUCCCGGUGGCUGAACUACCUCCGCCCGGGGCUGAAGCACGGCAAUUUCACGCUGGCCGAGGAGAGGAUCAUCUGCGAGAUGUACAGCAAGAGGGGAAGCUGCUGGUCUGUCAUUGCCGCUCAGCUCCCCGGGAGGACCGACCUCGCCAUCAAGAACUACUGGAACAGCACGCUCAAGAAGAAGUACCUGCUCCCAGCGGCGAGGACCGCCGCAACCUGGGGCCGAGGCAGCCGCCGGACCUGCCCGUCAGGCAGCACGUCGUCCGACGCCGCCGGGGUUCCAGCGCGGGGCCUGCAGCUAGUUGUCUACAGCAACGAGGAGAGCUCCACGGCCGGGUCCUCCAGCCCCAGCCCCAGCCCCGUCAAGCCCGUCCUGGCCGGCCCGACGCCGGCUCCGGUCGCCGCCGCCGGCCAAGAACCGAUCGCGGCGGUCCCAAAUAGUGGACCGGUGGUGCGGAUCGAGCAGAAGCCGGCCUUGGCGAGCCGACUGCCUCUGGAGAAGCCGCUGCCCCGAGAGGCCGGUGAUCAGAUUGGAGAGAGGCUCAUGGACCUCGUCUGCGCUCCCGCGUCUCCGAUCCCUCUGAACUUCAUGGAACCGGAGCUGCUGGCUUGCAUCGACGGGUUCGAUGACACGGAUAGCUUCUUGCCGUGGUUUGAUCAUCACUGAUCUGAUGAUAGCAUAUGACUGGUUCAGAGAUUAGAGUUAGAGAUAGCACUGAUGGUUCAGGAUUACCUUUAUAAUUCUCGAUUUGUCAUGUGCUGUGUGUUCUGUUACUGUUGUGUGUUGUCUUUCUGCGUUCUCGUGGAAUUAACACUCUCUGUUGUUUAGGGCUAACGAAUGUUGUAGUUGUGGGUUAAUCUGGUAACAGUACGAUUUCUUUGUUUCUGAACACUGCACAUGUCUCUUCAGGCAUG